AUGACGAGCGAAAAGAAAAAUACAAUCAAUUGCAGGCGGCUGCACAGGGCCAACAUGAUUUUUGCCACCAUAAGCAACGACAACAAUUACAUAUGCAUCAUCACGUAUUACGAAAAUGAUUACAACUUAGAGCUGUUCAGCGCGAACAACCAAAUGCAGAAAAUAUUUCGAAAGACCAUUCCAGACAGCAUUAACAAAGUUUAUAUAAAUCAUGGUAACAAGUACAUUUGCGUGACGAGUCAAAAUGGCGGCAUAUACAUCCUCGACAUGAAGGGCAACCUUGUGUACAAAAAUGAGGAGAUGCAUUGCUUGCACUGGAGAAAGAGAGGUGCCCAGGGGGGGGUUGUCCCCGCAAAAAAUGGCUACUCCAAAAGGAAACGCAAAAAAGAGACCAGCUGGACCCGCGCCGAUCAGGAACAUCAAGUGAAAGACAACACCCCGAGUGAAAACACCACAAAAAGAUUUAAAUGUGACAAAGUGGCGAAGAAGGAAAAUUCAGUUGUUCCCCUUCUUAACAAUAAUGUGAAAAAAACGAAUAGCGGAAAAUUAAUCGGUGCAAAAAAUCAUCUGACCGGGUCAGGUAAAAAUGGAGACAUAAAAAGUAGGAAGCAACCGCUCAGCAGCAGCUUCAUUAUGAAAAGCGAAAAAAAUAAAAAGGGACCUAGCCUCAGUGGGAACGUACUAAAGAGCGGCACCACGGCGAGGAGGUACAAAUCUGUGGGAAACGAAAAAGAGGGGAAAAAACAACCCAACGGGAGGGUUUCCACCAGGCAGGCCAGUCAAUGCAGCGGGAAUAACCCCUCCAAGGAGAUAAUCGGGUGCGGAAUAAAGAGGCCCACUCAGCGGAUAGGGAAAAGCGGCACACUCACAGGCAGUGAUGACAAGGCAAAUAAUAACCAUUCAAAUAAUAACCACACAAAUGAUGCCCAUCUAAACGAUAGCCAAACAAAUGAUGACCAGUUAAAUAGCCAGACGAAUGGCGACGAAACACAUUCCGAUGUGAGCAUUAAAUCCGACUCGUCCAUCCUCGAAAAUUACGAUUGUUGCUUAAAAAAUGAGGUGGGCGAUUACUUCUUCUCCACCCCCUCGACGAAGCGGAUUGCAAAAUGUGGAGAAGUGAACGAAUUAAAUUGCAACGGUGAGUACGAAAAAAUGCCCCUCGAAAUUGUGGACAUAUUCUGGAUUAACGUAGAAAAAGAUAACAGAAAUAAAUGUGCAGAAAAUAAUGGCUAUUAUUACCUGUUCAGUUACUUUGACAGCCUGCACAUUAUCCAUAGCCUGGACGUAGGGUUCAACAUUAUAUGCUCCAUGAAUUUGAAGAUUAUAUUUUACAAGUGCAACAUUUUAAAUCAUUUUUAUAAAAAUAUUAAUUCGUAUGUUCAGCUGAAAAAUAAGAUUGUUCAGGCAUUUAAGGAGGAAUUUAUAAAAAAAUGUAAAGCGAAAAAUAAGUACGCAUGUGUGGAGUGUGUCAAGUCGGCAAAAUAUAAUUGCCAUCGAAGCAGAAUGAACAAUUUGAACACGUCAAUGAACAGGGUGAACAGUCUCCAUCUUGGUCUCAAUGCACACAGUUGGGAUGCGACUGAGUCCUUUUCCUUUCCCCACCAUUUAGACGUAAAAGAAAGCAUCAUUAAGAGGAUCUUCAACGACCUCCUUAUUGACAUUAAGCAAUCGUACAUUUCGAAUGAGCAGCACUACGUCUUAGUGAACUACCACGUGUAUGUGAAGCGGAAGUACUUGCGCUUCUCCAGCUUGGAGCCCCGCAGAUGGAGGCGGCCCAGCGACGCGCGAAGCGACGAGCGAAGCGAACGGGGAAAAGAAGCGGGAAGUGAAGCGGGAGGAGAAGCGGGAGGCGAAGCGGCUAGCCCGACGUCCAGCGCACCCCCCAGUGAAGCAGCCAGCCUGACAUCCACCGCACCCCCCAGCGAAGUGACCAGCCUGACGUCCACCACAUGGACGAACAAACCAUGGAAAAGACGCAACAAAUUUAAUCUAAAAAAAAUCAUCAUGAACAGAGAAAAGGCAAACCAACUUACACUCCCAUCGCACAAGUACAAAAUGUGUCUCCUCGGGAUGCAAAAAUUUGGAGACGUGGAAAAAGAAUUCAAAUCCGUGGAAAAAAUUAUCCUAUACCUCCUACACUCUUCCAACAUCCUCCAGAGCAUCUUUCACAUAUACAAGCAAAUGUCAGCCAUGUAUUCAAAAUUUAAGGAGUACAAACAAAUGCAUAACAUUUAUCGAAGCAUUGUCCAUUUGAAUAGCCACUUUAAAAAAUUUUACUACAAAGAUCGGACCAUGGUUUAUUUCUCCAAGUAUAUAAAAAAUCGGAGGGAGAAUUUUGACGAGAAUUUGUACAACUUAUUUUUUAAGGAAAACGAAAAAAGAGACUUCGCUCGCUACUACGAUGUGGUAAACAAGAUGAUAAGCGACAACACGAUAUGCUGCUCCUGCUCGAAGAGGAAGUUUCUUAGCGGGGGGGUGGCCGCUGGCCAGCAGGGGGAGGAUCCCCACCAGGAGAGGAAUCCCCAUCGGGGGGAGGACCCUCCUCUACAGGAAGGCGAGGCAAAUGGAGAAAUCCCUCGCCCAAACAGCGGGGGGGAAGGGCCGGUUAUGGAAAACCAACUCGAUGCGGCAACUGGGGAAUUCUCAGAGGACUGUUUGAAGGCCCCUUUUGGAGGCACACGGCGCGCCGCCAAGAAGGAAGACCCCUUUGAGGAGAACAUAAAGAGGGGGGUCCUGAACAGCUACGAAGGGGGGUCCACGACUGGGGCGGCACGUCCGCAAAGAGGUGGCAUGGCCAGUCGGGGGAAGGAAGAAGCGGGGGUCGCAGCGGAGGGCGCAGCGGAGGAGAACGACGACGGUGAUGGUGAAGAUGAUGGUGAUGGUGAAGAUGAUGGUGAUGGUGGCGGUGACGACGACGGUGAUGGUGGCGGUGACGACGACGGUGAUGACAACAGUGACGAUGACGCCUCCGCCGAGGACGACCUGCCCCUGUCGGAGGGCGAACUCGAGGAGCGAUUCCGCAGGACCCGCAAAUUCAUCGUCCCCAGAGGGCAAAACAUAUGCAGCAGCUGCGAACUCCUGGUGCAGAAAAAGACAAUGCACAACUUUGAAAGGUUCGAACUGAACUAUGUUAUCCCCCCCCAAAAAAAAAAAAAACUGAGUGACGAAGAAAUUUACACCUCCCUGAUUAGGGACAUCUACCUCAUGUACAGCGAAAAGAAAUGCCCCCUCAAUCUGCUCCUACUGCUACAAGAGUUUAGCGAAAAGGAGCUACAGAAUUGUAAGACCAACUUCCAAGUGGUCCUAAACUACUACGAGAAGGUCUUCCUCGAAAAUGUAAACGAUCAUUUAAUAAAUUUGCACAAAAUAAUUUGCAUUUGUAAAUCGUUAAGUGAUAAUAUACACGUGAUGUUGAAAAGGUACUGCCUCGAUCGAAUAAAAAAAUUACAACAACUCAUCAUUUUCUGCGUCGGCAAGUUUCAAAAGUACUACAGUUUGAAGACCCAUUUGAACAUCUUCCUUUUCCUAAUCGAGUUAUUAGUGUUCAUUUCAAAAAAUAUUUAUUUCGAAAAAUUCCCUCAUUAUAAGGAGGCCUUUUCAAAUUACAGAAAUGUAGAUGUGGAAAUUUUAAAAAAUUAUAACUCUCUCCAAGGGAGUAAAAAAAUACACUUGCAUUAUUUCGAUCGAUACUUACACAACAGUCAGGUGAAGAGGCACAAAUUGUUUGUGGCACUUUGUACAAUUAGAAAUAAUUUGAAUCAGAUUUUUCAGUCCUUUUCCAACAGAAGGGGAGACAACAAAUUCAUUUCGAUUUACAACAUCUCCAUACUUCAUCUAAGAAGUAAUCAUCAAUUUCAUUAUUUUACUCUCCCGGGAAGUAUUAUAAAAUAUGACCCUUCUCGUAAUUCCUCCUACUUUGACGAUGGUUAUGUUGGUGGACAUGGGCGUUCCAAGGUUUACCCCUUCUACGUCUCCACCUGCGACCGCUUCUCCUUCGUCGGCAUAGACAAAUACUACCAGUGCGCCCUGCGCUUCAAGUUGGUUCAGCGGCGCGCCCUCGGCAUAAGCCUGCGCCCCCUCACGGUUCUCAGCGUCGUGGCCAUGUCCAAGAACUUCUUCUACAUCUUCACCAAGCACGACAAGAAGCUGAACAUCACCUCGCUCAAGGUGAAGUACGGCCACUCCAAGCGGAACCCCCUCAAGCGCAAAGGGAAGGCGGACUGCCCCAACGAUUUAAGCGUUGUCAAGUGCUCCAACCUGGAAUCCUACUACCCCAGCGCCAACAACUUCAACCUCAGGCUCCAAACACUUUGCAACUCCAUUAUUGCGAACUGCGAGCCGCACAUGUGCCUGAUACUGCAAGGACUGUGA
Plasmodium vivax (malaria parasite P. vivax) is the source of this 4371-nucleotide messenger RNA. RefSeq lists its product as hypothetical. The transcript has 6 exons. The coding region runs from base 1 to 4371 and encodes 1456 amino acids. The record is from RefSeq and is a predicted model, not a curated record. Lineage: Eukaryota; Apicomplexa; Aconoidasida; Haemosporida; Plasmodiidae. Gene Ontology annotation, molecular function: protein binding.